AUGUCGGGUCCUCCGCAACCCGAAUGGCGUCGGCCUGCGACGGCGCAACAACGGCCCCAUGCGUCGCAACCACCCCCUCCUCCGUAUAAUCCAAACACAUACGGCCAUAUGUCUACUCAAUCCCCCGUAUCGGGAACAGGGACAACUAUGUCGCCGUCUACGGGGUUAGACACAUCCGCUUGGGGAGUACGAUACAAUAGGCAGCAACAUAUCCAAACCCCUCCUCCGUUGCCUGUGAGUACCCAAGUGAACACUCCUGGACAUCCACCCACCACCCAGCCCCCUACAGCGACUUCUGUAGACUCCAGCAAUCCUACACAGUAUGGGACCCAAACUUCUACACCAGGGCAUCAUCAGCCAUGGCCGACAAGUACACCAUAUACAUACCAGCAGCCUGCGAGUUCGGCUUCGGGACCACCUCCGCCGCCUCUUCCACCGUCUAUCCCUCCGGCUUACCAUACUGCUGCAUCGCAGCCAAGCACUCAACCACAACAGUCUUCAAGCCCGUUGUAUACGGCGUCCCCUUACAGUCCACCGGCUGGUCCAAACUCUCAGCAAUCCAACGUCCAUUCCCUCUCGGAACGCCCAGUACCGCAGACCUUUCAAUCUGAGCAGAUUCCUGCAUCCGUAGGAAGCCCUGCAAUGCAUUCAGCGCCACCGAUGACUGCUCCUCCUGUUCCUCCCAAAACGAGUGCCAACAUCAUCCCGGCGGGGCCGUCCUCAUUUGGUGCCUUCACUCCUUCAGACUGGGAGCACCUGUCUCCUAAUCCGGGGAACGUCGAUGACGAAGGUUUUUUGGGGUCUAAACAGAACACUGUCGCGCAUGUGCCAACUCCCUCAGACUACCCACCAAGCUAUACAACUGCGGCUGUACCCAACCCAGCUUCGCAAUCCUCAGCUCCAACGCCACCUUCAGGUGUCUCACCCACUAUUCAGCCCACGCACUCUCAUGACACAACAGGGGUGCAGGACCAAUUCAGGGUCUCGCCUGUUAGCCCGGGAACUGGCCAGGAUACUAUACAUGACCCGGCCCCGCCGCCGCCGCCGCCACCACCACCCCCACCACCCAUCAGGGUGAAGACGGAUGACUCUUUUUACAGUUCAACAUCUGCCAUAGAUGCUUCUGAAAGUAUUGAUGGUGUCAUCGAGGCGUGGAAGCAACCUCUACCUAUUGAGUCUACGUCGCCAAAUGUCCAAACCGAUCCACACACCUCUGCCGGAUCGUCAACUCCAUUGCGACAGCUUACUCCUCUCGACAUCCCUCAAUCGAAACAAGAAGCUUUCAUACCUCGAGAGACCACACCAGCUCACUUCGAGAAUACAUCGAGCGGGAGGGAUGUAUUGCCACAACCAUCGUCGCCGAACCCCAGGCAAAUAGACCCACAUGAAGACUUAGACCCCUGGUCCAAGUCUUCGCUGGAUCGUUAUGUGGCCAUGCUGCGCAAGGAAGCAGUGGCCGACUCAGACACUGAACGCUUCAAGAUAUUCACAGCUUUCAUGGCCAAGGAGACGAAACUACGCGAAAUUUUAUAUAAUGUUGAUUCCACUGAAGAUACCGCUCAAGCACCAACGCCAGCCACACAGCCUCCAGCUCAAAAACUGUCUCCUGUCAUAGACCCAAUGGACUCGGGCCUUAUACCCGUAGAGACAGAGGAGGCCGAGGAUUCUUCGUCUGAUACCCCAGAAGAGCCUGAGGAUGGAAAGUAUAGUCCAGGGGGACGUCCAAUCCUUCCCCGUCUCCAUACACCGAAGAUUACAAGUGUGCGCCGGUCAGCUUCUAAUCCCGGCGGCCCCAAAUAUGGCCCAGAGCGUCUGGUGCAGGGUCAGUUUUCGAGAUCGACAUCUGUGCCACCAACGAACGAUUCAGUGCAUAAACAGGAGCAUUCGCCUUUGAAUACUAAUCCCCCGCAGCCAAUCUAUACCCCAUUUCGUUACACUGAAGGCCCACAGAGGGGCUCUGAUCAACUUUCACUCCAUCUUCCAGCAUACCAAGCAUACUCUGCUUUGCGACAGGCAUCUGCCACCAGCGGUAGGAUAAUGUCGAAUGCUCCAAAUCCGCCCUCUGAGGAUACCGCAAGCCCCACUGUUCCAUCCUCGGCGACACAGAAUCAGGACGAUGAAACCUUCAUCGGCCUCAUCAGAGAAAAGAGUGUUGCCUACCGAAAACACGCGCGAAAAGCCUCUUCCCCACCACCAUUGCCAUUGUCUCUCAGGAAGGGGAGACCGGCAAGUGUAAUUGACGAUCUGCGUUCCAUAAUUUCGUCGCCCUUGGCGAACCAGUCAGAAAGCCCUUGGCACAAGACCACUAGAGAAGGUUUGGGGCCUUAUUCGAAUGACUUCAACUUCAUCAUGGAAACAAUGAAAUCUUGGGAAACUGCGAGUCAAUUUCGCAAGGAGGCCCUAGAUAAAGAGCGUUUCCAUCGCCAAGAGGAGUCAGAAAAACACAUCGACGCGCAAUUCAAUGACAAGGAAAUCGGAUACGCCGAUAUCAACGUCCUGGAGGAAGAAUUCCGUCAGACAGAGGCUCGAGCCCAAUUGGAAGAAGAGCGUAGGGAAUUCGAAGAUUUCGAGGCUAAUAUCUUCAAGAAAUUGGAUGAGCGUUUGAAUGAUGAGCUUUCCGCGCUUCGAACUCAAUACGAGUCGGCGCUUGGUCAACUUGACCACGAAAAUAGCAGGAUCAAGGAUUCUGUCACCGUCAAAUACAAUCUUUCUCACACCAUGAAGGUCGUGAACGAGAUUUACCAAAAGCUCGAGGUCCGCUACCAGAAGCGUCUUGAAAUUGCCUUGGAUCUUGAGCGCCGACGCAAGAAGACCGAGAGACGGCCGCUGGUCUUCAUGGGUGAUUCCGCGGCUCUCAAGCGUCUGGACAGUGAUUUUGAUGAAAUGGAAAGGCGGAAUGUGCUCGAGGCUGCCAAAGACCGUGAUGAAAGGGCCAAUCGACUGAUGGAUUCUUUUGAUGACGCGAUUAUGCACGGGUUGGGUGAAAACCAAAGCCUCCUUGAUGAGCUAUCUACCAAGUUGUCGAAAGUCGAUGCCACAGUCAUUCGCGCUUCUGGAUUGGCAGAUUCUGAGAUCGAGCAGGUGCUACACUCGCUCUACAAUAUGGUGGAAUCACUCCGAGCAGAUUCCGAGUCGAUUCUCCACAGCUUUGGCAUAGCAGACUCGGCGCUCAACAACGCAGAUUAUCAAGUUUCGGUCGCAGAGGCCCGCUACUCCAAUGCCGACGUUGAAAUUCUGCGUCAGUUAGAAAACGAGAAGAAGAAAGAAGACGCCAAAAUUCAGAGCGACCUUCAAACCAAAUUGGAGAGUGUUCGUGCUGGUCCGGCUAAGAUCACCACUACCAUCAACGAUCUCUUGAAAGUCAUCGACAAAGACCCUAUUGCAGAGCAAUCCAGCUCGUCAGGGACUGCCACCCCUAGUUAUCCUGCUGAGUCGCUCAUGCCUGGCCCCCCACCCUCUGCAGUUGGUCCUCGGAAAUCGGGCGAAGAUACGGCGCAUCAAGAACGGCUCCGAAAAGCAUUAGAAGAUGCGAAGAUGAGAAACACCGCCCGACGUAACCCUUGA
This is a messenger RNA of Aspergillus affinis, 3564 nucleotides long. RefSeq lists its product as uncharacterized. The record is from RefSeq and is a predicted model, not a curated record. Lineage: Eukaryota; Fungi; Ascomycota; Eurotiomycetes; Eurotiales; Aspergillaceae. The transcript has 2 exons. Bases 1 to 3564 code for a protein of 1187 amino acids.